Messenger RNA from Paecilomyces variotii, 3358 nucleotides. RefSeq names its product putative intracellular protein transport protein. Bases 353 to 2875 code for a protein of 840 amino acids. Lineage: Eukaryota; Fungi; Ascomycota; Eurotiomycetes; Eurotiales; Thermoascaceae. Gene Ontology annotation, biological process: retrograde transport, endosome to Golgi. Gene Ontology annotation, cellular component: Golgi membrane; Ric1-Rgp1 guanyl-nucleotide exchange factor complex. The record is from RefSeq and is a predicted model, not a curated record. The transcript has 3 exons.
UCGGCGGUUGUUCUUUUCGGCCACGGGUAGCUUGCCCCGUGCGCCAACCAAUUUCCCCGACCCGGCCCAGGCCAGUUUGCGGAGGCACGAUCACAGCUGUAAUCUAGCUAACCACCGUCUCUUCGGACUAUGGAUAGAGACACCUAUCCUUUCUUUGCACUAUAAUCCUACCCUCCCCCCCCCCGAUUCUCCUGUGAUAAUGGGUGGCUCCCUUUGACAGCAUGCCAAGGUCGCAUCACCUCCAUCCAACGGCGCUUGACCUGACCUCCUUUCCUUACCGCGGCGCCACAGACUACCUGUCCAGGUCCCGUCUGUCGUCAUUCACCCAUAUGGUGGCAUUGCAUCGCUCACCAUGUCCUCCGACAUCCAAGUUUUCGUGAAAUGGAAGGAACAAACGAUCUUCGCGGGCGAGGAUGUGGAAUGUAUAAUCACCUUCAAGAACGUGGCGGAAACUAGCAGUCCCGAUGCCAAUGGACCGCAACAUCCUGUGCAUCAGAGAAGGGCCUCUCGCCCCAUCACAGCUGGAUCUCAACCAGACAGCUAUUUCUCGUUGAAAUCGCCGCAGAGUUUCUUCUUCAAUAAUAACAACAACAACCGACGGUCCAUCGCUGGCAGUCCCCGCAAUAAGGCUUUCGAUCGGUCUCAUCGCGUCUCUUCCUCGUUGGGCUCACCAUUCGGAGCCGCUCAUAGCUUUCCUCCCCAGAGUCCUUCUAACCUAGGUCCGGGAUCGAAUCAUAAACACAAGAGAUCGAUUUCCAUUCUAUCGAUAGACAGUGAAGGUGGAGGGAAUGAUAAGACUCCGGUGCCGCCACAACUGAAUCGUUCCAGGCCAGCGAAAGGUCAUGGCCGUUCUGCAAGUCUUCAGAUCCUUCCUAGGAGAAAUGAUGACUAUGAAGUGUCUUUUUCAUCACCAGGGCGACGGAAUGGCCGAGGAUUUCCCUCUGCGGAAUCCCCCCUGACUCCUGCGAUCGCGAACCUCAAGGUUGACGGAGAUCCCCAGCUUAAAAUAAGUCGUCCGGGUUCUGCUACAAACAGUCCAGCGACUCCGAUCGAGCAAAUGCGGAACUCAGCUUCAGCUAGAGGGGCUAAUCCUCUACCUACGGAUUUCAAAUUCCCCCCUCCGCCCUCCUCCAACAAUGAUGUGACAGUAAGUCACGCUGCCAGAACUCCAUCUGUGCCCUCUGUCGACGAGGUCCCUAAAUCUGCGAAGCUGCGCAAGCCAGACAAUGACCGGCCCAGCUUGCCGCAAAGCCGUCUGGCUCCUGUAACCCGAAUCAUAUCGGAUUCGACCAUGAAUGGGGGCAGUAGAAGCAGCGGAGAGUUCUACUCGCAGAGUAAUAACUCGUCUGAAACGAUGGGUUCGGAAUAUACGUCGUAUUCAUUGAGUCGAGCACGGUCGAUUUUCUCGAAACACAGGCGGCAUUUUUCUAGUACGGAACACCCUGCCAGGACCAACGGAACUCAGUCGCUGCUAAUGGGGUACGCCCAAAUUAGCGCUUCUUUCACUGUCGACGGUUCACUCGUGAACCAAGCUGCCUUUGAAGAGGUCAAGCGCAAAGGUGUGGUUGGCGCACAAGGCAGUAACGGCAGGCCCUCUGGUGGUCCCGAUAAGUCACGAAAGAGUGGGCUCUGGGGCGCAUUGGGAUGGUCCGCCAUUGAAGAUUCUAUUAAUGGAUUGCUCUCAAAUGGUGAACUCGAUGGUCUCCGGGAUAUGCGAGGUGUUACUUCUUCGAACUCGAUUCCACUACUGUCUACGCCACAGUCGCUUUUGUUUGUGGAUCUCCGCCUGGUGCCUGGUGAAGAAAGAUCUUUCUCUUUCUCGUUUACGCUUCCUCGUGGGUUACCUGCCAGUCAUAAAGGAAAAGCUAUCAAGAUAUCCUAUAAUUUGGUAAUUGGAACCCAAAGGCCGAGCGGACCCAAGCAGGCCCAGCAGGUCAACCGUAUAAAUAUGCCGUUCCGAGUGUUUAGUGGGGUUAACUCUCAAGGAGAUGUGCUUGGUCAUGACCUUAUGGUUCCCUAUGUCCUUCUUAAGGACGAAGCCAGAGUACAGAAGCUAGACAGCACCCCUUCAUUUCACACGAAAGACAAGAGUAUUAGCGGACCGACCUGGAACUCUGCUUCCGAGUUCCUGUCCUAUGUUGACGAGAUCCUCGAACAAAACAAUCGUCGAAAUUCUUUCCUUUCCGUGACUACUCCGACUCUCGAGAGACGUCCAAGUCAUGAAGUGAUACGGAGUCCACCAUCUUGCAAAGAUGCUAUCGACUUUGCUAUCCUUCGUAGUAAUCAGGUUACGAGUACGAAUCGCAGUACAAACCGGUUUGAAAUCGCACGGAAUGGGAAGCGCAUUGCUGUUGUGGUGCUCAACCGCCCGGCACACAGACUUGGCGAAACUGUCAUUGCUACCAUCGACUUUACGGGUGCUGCUUUACCUUGCUAUUCGCUGAGGGGAACCCUGGAAACUUCCGAAAAGGUGGCACCCGCUUUGGCUGUGCGAUCAAGUGCAAGCAUUAACCGAGCCACGCGCCGUAUCUAUGCAUCCUGUUUCGAGAAUACACUCUACUCGACUAGAGUCGUCUUCAGUCCCGCGAUUCCAGUCGCUGCUACACCUACGAUAUUGACAAGUGGCGUGAAUCUUGAAUGGGAAUUGCGCUUUGAAUUCGUGACAACUAGUUCCCACGGCGAGAACGACUUAGGAAAUUAUGGUCCUUCUGGUGCUGGGCUAUUGGAGACCAUCGGGGAAGAUGACAGAGGUGCCGUUUUCUCUUCCCUCGAGAACCUGUCCUGCGAAUCAUUUGAGAUCGCUAUACCACUUACCGUUUACGGCGAAACGGUUAGAGAACCGUUACCCGAGGAGCAUCAAGGGCAUUCGAUAUGAUAUCUGUUAAUUGCUGCUUCUUCUUGAUAUGCUAAUGAUAGCCUCCCUUUUCUUUCCCCUUCCUAUUGACGCGCGGUGGGUGGAACGUCCCCCCUGGUUCCACGGCAUUAUCGGCAGUAUGCCCCAUAUAUAUUCCUAUCUGCACUCGUUGAUACCCUUGAAAUCAGUCAUCCUUUAAUGAAAACAUGAUAGAGGCGAUGUGUGGGAGAACUUGUACUAUAUCACUGGAGAGAGACGUGAGUUAUGUCGGGCAAGUGGAAGUCAUUUAGUGACUAUUCCAAGAAAACUCUCUAUUUAGCUGAACUGUUUGUUCGAUGAUUAUACCUAUGUUUUUGACGGCAGUUACAAUAUACAAUAGUAGUGAGGCAUUCUCCUUCAUCAGAUCUAUGUCCUGGAUUGUAAUCACGUGACGCGAUUGUCACCCGGGCAACGUCUGGCCAUCCCGCGAUCAGCUAGAGCAAUCUGGUUAUCUCCCAGGCUGAG